Molecule: messenger RNA, 2564 nt
Organism: Tuber aestivum (summer truffle)
Lineage: Eukaryota; Fungi; Ascomycota; Pezizomycetes; Pezizales; Tuberaceae
Source: the annotation of a GenBank genome assembly
AUCUUCACCCCUACAAUCCGCACCAAUAUUCUGAUCCCCCCGCCCCAAACUUUCAACAACCAAUUGCCUCCAGUUUCCACAAUGCCAACCAUAACGGUGGCUUUGUCCACCCGACCAUUGAAGCCGAACAAGAAAGGCGUGGUCCCUUCCUCCGAACGCGAGCGCUACGUCCAAGCAUGCGCCGAUAUUGCCCAUCGUUUAAUUCAACUUCACGAAGAGGGCGAGGGAGGGAAAGAUGUGAACCUUAAUGCCCUGAGAGGCCAGAUCUCGAAAAAGCACAAACUGAAGACAAUCCCACCGCUCAUAGCAAUCAUUGCUGCUAUUCCAGAGCACUACAAAAAAUACAUUGUUCCCAAACUAAUAGCCAAACCAAUCCGUAUGAAUUACAUGCAGCCCCUUCGCAGCCCCCAUAGCUGAGCGUUUGUAGGCACAAGCUCCGGAAUAGCUGUCGUGGCAGUCAUGUGCAAGCCGCACAGAUGUCCUCAUAUUGCCUAUGUAAUUUCCCGCCCUGCUAACCCAUCUGUCAUGCUCAUGUGUUGUGAAGACAGGAAAUAUUUGCGUCUAUUGCCCCGGAGGUCCUGACUCGGAUUUCGAGUACAGCACGCAAUCGUAUACCGGCUACGAACCAACCUCUAUGAGAGCGAUUCGUGCGCGCUACGAUCCUUUUGAACAAGCUAGAGGGCGUGUGGAUCAGCUGCGGCAGCUCGGGCAUAGUGUGGAUAAGGUCGAGUUUAUUAUUAUGGGAGGCACCUUUAUGUCUCUCCCGGAGAGCUAUAGGGACGGAUUUAUAGCAAGCUUACACAACGCACUUUCAGGAUAUACCUCGGAAAACGUGGACGAGGCUGUCCGGUGAGGUGCCAUGCGUCCCCUCCUGCAAUUUUGUGUACAGCUAAUUUGAAUCCAGUCUAGCAGAACAAUCUGAGACUAAAUGUGUGGGGAUUACAAUUGGUUCGAGACCCACAAGUUGCACUUCAAAAGCUACUAACCUUAUAUAGAGACAAGGCCGGAUUAUUGUCUUGACCAGCACUUAAGCUCUAUGCUACGUUAUGGCUGUACACGCCUUGAGAUUGGAGUUCAGAGUCUUUACGAGGAUGUCGCCCGAGAUACAAACCGUGGCCAUACCGUGAAAGCCGUGUGUGAGACAUUUAAACUGGCGAAGGAUUCGGGCUACAAAGUUGUGUCACACAUGAUGCCAGAUUUACCUAAUGUAGGCAUCGAGAGAGAUCUGGAGCAAUUCAAAGUAAAUCAUCACAGGAUCCAAUAUGAUUCCCCUCAAACGCUAACCGCGGAUAGGAGUAUUUCGAGAAUCCGGACUUUCGAACGGACGGCCUCAAGAUCUACCCAACCCUUGUCAUUCGAGGCACAGGUCUCUACGAACUCUGGAGAACAGGGCGAUACAAAAACUAUACCCCCAACGCCCUCAUAGAUCUAGUCGCUCGUAUCCUAGCCCUCGUUCCUCCAUGGACCCGUAUCUACCGGGUCCAACGCGACAUCCCAAUGCCCCUUGUAACUUCUGGCGUUGAGAAUGGUAACCUCCGCGAGUUGGCCUUGAGCAGGAUGAAAGACUUCGGAACAACAUGCCGUGACGUGCGCACCCGUGAAGUCGGGAUUCAGGAGGUGAAGAACAGGGUACGCCCAGAUCAAGUGGAGUUCAUCAGACGAGACUAUACGGCGAACGGCGGAUGGGAGACAUUCUUGAGCUAUGAGGAUCCGAAGCAGGAUAUCCUGAUCGGACUGCUACGGCUACGGAAGUGUUCUGAUCGAACGUUCAGGCCUGAACUCACUGGUAAGCCUACAAGCUUAGUUAGGGAGUUGCAUGUUUAUGGAUCCGCGGUGCCGGUGCACAGCCGGAAUCCGAAGAAGUAUCAGCAUCAGGGGUAUGGUACUUUGCUCAUGGAGCAGGCGGAGAGGAUUGCCAGAGAGGAACAUGGGAGCCGAAAGAUUAGCGUGUAAGUGAAUGGGCUAACGUCCCUGAAUCCAACAAUGGUAGCUAAUGUGGACUGUUUUAUUACAGUAUUUCGGGCGUCGGGGUGCGAAAGUACUAUGCUAAACUCGGGUAUCACCUAGAGGGCCCGUACAUGUCGAAGUUUCUGGGUAGGGGUGAAGAUGAUAAUUAUGUUGGGUACAACUAGUACGAUAAUAUGCUCGCUCGUUGGACGUGCAUGCUCAUAAAUGUCGGGUAUUAGGGUACAUGCAUGGUACCAAUGUAUCCUACAGAGUCCCGAUGUCUUCGGCUUGAUGUGCGCAUUUGACUGCGGGCUAGCUACUCGAGGGCCACGCAGCCGUCUCCCUGGCUUCCAUGACAGAUAAUAGAGCUUCGGGGAACAAUUUAUGAAUAACUUUUCUCCGCCCAUGCUAUAAAUUUCAUCCCACCCAUAAUAAACCCGAAUCGCACCUGCGAGUCAAUCCUCCGCCAUCCAUCCCAAAGCUCCCGCACUGGCUCCCUUCUCCUCCACCAUUUUGUCCAAACCAACUACCCGAAACAAUAAGUCUUGGGAAUCUGGUGCUUCCUACCCUAACCUAUCCAACAGGGAAGUGGGCCACAACAGGGAACUGGGCCACCC